Messenger RNA from Panicum virgatum (switchgrass), 1243 nucleotides. RefSeq names its product protein FAR1-RELATED SEQUENCE 5-like. The record is from RefSeq and is a predicted model, not a curated record. Bases 167 to 1243 code for a protein of 358 amino acids. Gene Ontology annotation, biological process: regulation of DNA-templated transcription. The transcript is spliced from 4 exons. NCBI's taxonomy places the organism in Eukaryota, Viridiplantae, Streptophyta, Magnoliopsida, Poales, Poaceae. Gene Ontology annotation, molecular function: zinc ion binding.
UUGAUGAAAGAAGAAACCACUGAUCGCUUCGAAUGAGUUUUCAAUGAAUUCCUCAAGCUUAUGGAAGGAGAGCCACCGAAGACGGUGCUAACCGAUAUGUGCAAGUCCAUGACUAUUGCUUUAGGGAAGGUAUGGCCUGGCACAUAUCAUAUAUGGUGUAAGUGGCAUGUCAAAGGGUAUUAGAAAGAAUUUAGGACGUUUGUUCACAAGGGAUGCAACAUUCAGAGAGCAGUUCUUUGCUAUUGUUAAUGACAUGCUGACCAAGGAAGAAUUCGAGUUGGCAUGGCAAGAUUUAUGUUGCCGAUACAAAAUCGCAGACAACCCUUUCAUGAUAAGGACUUUCCAGUGUAGAGAGAAAUGGGCAAAAGCUUGGUGUCAGGGCAACUACUGUGCAGGAAUGACAAGUACCCAAAGGAGUGAGAGUGCUAACAUGAUGCUCAAAAGAUUUGUGCCAAGGAACUCCUCAAUGCACCAUUUUGUUUCUCAAUUCGAGUUGCUGUUGCAGGACCGUGAGAUGGAGGAGGGUAGGCAAGAGUACCAGACAAAGCAGCUUGAAACGAAGCACAAACGUAUGUGGCCUAUUGAGAGGCAUGCCUUAAAGAUAUACACUAAAGCCAUAUUCAUGUUAUUCCGUAAGCAUAUUGAUAGGGCAUCCCACUUUGUUGUUAGCGGGAAAGGGGAGAAUUAUUAUGUCAUCUCACAUAACAACGCUGAUAACAAACCUACCUGGGCAAAAUCUCAUUUUAUGGUGUAUGUGGAAGGUGGAGGCACAAGAUAUUCUUGCGAAUGCGGCCAGUUCGAACAUUUGGGGAUUCUAUGUUGCCAUAUACUAAGGCUUAUGAUUCGACUUGAUGUUGCUGAGAUACCAGAAGCACAUGUUAUGAAGCGUUGGACACGCAGCGCCAAAGAAGUUGUGCCUGAUCAUUUCAAGUUCCCGAGUAAACAUGUUGGGACUAAGCAGCCACUGACACAUAACAAGGCGAUGCUUAAUCAAAAUGCUAUUAUGGCUGUAAACAAGGGUAACAUUGACAUGGAAACCUUUCAAGUUGUGAUGAAGCAUUUAAUGCUGCUUUUAAAGAAGUUGACGACAUACUGCUUGCUAGAACCAAGAAAACUGUCGGAGAUUCCACAACUGAUGAUGAUGGUGCACAUAAUGGUGUAUCCUACAUUCAGUCGGACACAGGGAGAAAAGACAAAUAUUUAUGGAGCAGCAAGCAGCAGGCAGCAGCGCUGGCAUGAGUGA